GCGAGGAUGCUCUCCAGCUCCAAUCCAAGAAAGACUCACUGGAACAGAGCUCCUCAUUGACCACACAAGCAGCUUCAUUGUAGCGUCAGGUUAUAACUCCCCGUACGAUUCCAAAUAGCAUUUAUCGUUGUUUUACUCUGUUUUGAACGAGUUUAACCGGUUCGCGAAAGUGAAAUUAGAAACGGCGUCGCUUACGCAACUCGGGUAGAAGUUUUCUGAGUGAGUUAGCUUCCGCUGCUAGCUCAAGAAGUCAAGGAGCCGUGUGUCCCCCCAGUAUGCUUCUGGGUGACUGAAGAAAAGAGGAGAGAGGGGAGGAGGAAGACGUUUGUUGGGCUUUUUCUGGAACCGAUAUGAACCUGGCAGAAGGCAGCAAGCAAGCCGCUAGGAGACACACUCUGCUACGGCAUGGAUAAAUAGCAGAACAGCUGCUGUGUCUGUGAGAAGAAAGGUGGAGGAGGACACCAGCGACUAUGAGCAGGGCAGAACAGAAGGACAAGUUCUUGUCCCGAAGUGAAGAGCCUCUCCAUCGCCUUCAUCACUCAAAACCGGAUCCCCUGAUUCGAGUCAGGCCCCUCAGCGACCUAUUUCCAUCGCAGAGCCUUGCAGACAGGAGCUCAGGCCCCUGCCUGCUGUCCGGUUGUGGCUCCCAGGUACAGCCUGUGGGUGAAGCUCCAUUCUCUGAUGAGAGCAGAAUAAAUGGAAUCAACUCCUCUGCCUGGACCAACCCAGGGAACAAUCAAGCUGAAGGAAGGCCUUACAAUUCAAGAAUAAUGAGGCUGUUUUCUAACUCGAGGAAGGGUGUCGUCCCUCCUCACAGCCCUGAUGCAGAAAGCUCGAACAACGACGGGAACAGCAGCCCCCAGCCGUGGACCGGAUUGGCAGGGCUCGGUGUUAUGGACUCCUUUAAAAAACUGCGGUCAUCUGUGCUGCAAGGAAUUCAGAGUAAAGGGGCAGCGAGCAACAUUGCCCCCCCACUUUUCAUGGACAUGCCUAAUGGAUCAGCCAGGAACAGCUCAGGGUCUGAUCUAGCUGAUGCAGCUAAUCAUAUAUCUAAUCUACAUUUACCAGACCAAUUUUCAGCCACCAAGAAACAGCACGACUCAGAUAUUGAGGACUAUGAUGAUGAGGAGGCUGACUGUGAGCUCCAACGCAAUUCCCGAUUUUCCAGGAGCAUCAGGAGAGCAUACGGCGCAGGAAGGAUCACGUUACUUGACUUAGAAAAUGGAAGAGGAGCAGGUAGAGAGAAAGCUGACACUACACACAUGACACAAAAACCAAAUCAAAAAUCAAGGGUUGAUGUCCAAACAGAGACCCAGAAGGAAAAUAUCAAUGUGAAGGUUUUGAGCAGACUCAGCAAAAGUGCAGAGAACCUUAAUUUAUUUAAGCGACCUACGAGACGAAAAAGCCCAUGUCCAGGACUUGCUUCACCUCAGGACGACCUUCAGGGCAUCACGUUUCCAAACGGGACACCCAGCAUCCAAAGGACCUCCAGCGUAUCUUCGGUGGACCUCCGAGGCAGGAGGAGCCAAAUGAAGAACAAGGGGCCAAUGGUCAAGCUGAUCGGCAGUAUGACCGACCUAACCGGCCGGCGGAGUAAGAGUCUGUCCACGAGUCCCACCUCUCCGUCUCCCAUGUCCCCCCUGAGCCGUCUCCACGAUGACUACUCUCGACGUCUGCCUUGCCUGCAAGCCAGUGAGCGACAGCGCCGGCCCACAGCCGCCACCGCUCAGGUCACCUCCGCCAAAAGCACUCCUCUCAUUCACACGGAGCCCGAACACCACGCAGAGCCGCAGCCCUGUCAGACUGUCAUCGACCCACUUUCCUCAGAGCCCCGAGAUUCACCAGAGCAGCUUCAAGCUGAUAUCUCUGCUCAGCAUGAGCUGCCGCCUGCUUCAACAACAAGUAAUUCUGAACAGAUGGUCGAAUGUGUUUCACCCCCACUCAGUCAGGGAGAAGCAUCGCAACAACAACCUGACUUUGCCUCGCUGCCAAAUGAGGUAAAAUCACAAUUUCAAGAACAAGAAGCACUUCUGCAAACAGACGAAGUCUCCACAGCAGCCAGCAGCCCACCUCCUUACCCCCCAGCACGCCUCUCUAAUAUACCCACAUCACCCACAGAGGAGGCUGCAACUUCCACAGAGACGUCUUCGGUCCAAACCAGACGAAGGAGCGGCCGCCCCAGACCCCGGCCCAUCUCUGACUAUGCCCAGCUGGUUUCCAGGAAGCAAUCCAUCCCAGAGGAAGUUCCGGUGCCAAACUAUCCGGAAAGGACAUUGGACGCACGGCUGCAUGAAAACGGGAGCAGCCCUGAGAAUUAUGCCUUUAACGGGGAUGUUCCGAGACAUCGGCCCAUCUCUGUGAUCGGAGCUGUGGAUCUCUUCCCUGCAGAUAAGGAGAUGAAGGAGGAUUCCCUUCCUCCUCCUUUGUCACGACCACCGAUCCCCUCCCACAAGGUGCCCCCCUACAGAGGAGUGUCUGCCAGAUUCCGACCCUGCCCUCUAUCCCAGAGCACCCCUAUCGGACUGGACCGCGUGGGGCGGCGCAAGCUCCACAGAGUACUGAGCGCUGGUGUGUCUGAAAGCACAGCUACGCUUGAUGACAGCGUGAGCGAGGAGGAGGAGAGCAGCUUCGAUGAGCUCGCCGAUGGCACGCCCUACCUCCAGCCUGGGGUGGAGCUCUCAUUGCUCAACGAGUGGAUAAGCUCAGGGCAUGGCGUGUACGCCGAGGCUCUCUGGGACCAUGUGACCAUGGAGGAGAAGGAGCUGGCCUUCAAGGCCGGAGAUGUUAUCCGCCUUCUGGACGCUUCCCACAAGGACUGGUGGUGGGGCAGGGGGGGUGACAGGGAGGCCUGGUUCCCUUCCAGCUUUGUGAGGGUGCGUGUAAACCAAGAGGACUCGAGCACUGAGAGCGUGGAGAGCGUGGCAGACCAGGAGGAUCCAGCUCCCAGGGACAAACCCAGCACUCAGCACAGGGAGCAAAUGAGAACCAAUGUGGUUCAAGAAAUCAUGAAAACCGAACGCAUUUACAUCAAACACUUAAAAGACAUCUGUGAGGGUUACAUCCGUCAGUGCCGAAAACACCCCGACAUGUUCACAGAGGUGCAGCUGAGAACGAUCUUCAGCAACAUAGAAGACAUCUACAAAUUCCAGAGGCAGUUCCUCAGAGAACUGGAGAAGAAGUACAACAAAGAAGAACCACAUCUGAGUGAAAUAGGCUCCUGUUUCCUCAUGCAGGGUGAGGGCUUUUCAAUCUACUCUGAGUACUGCAACACGCAUCCCGCUGCCUGUGCUGAGCUGCAGCGUCUUAUGAAGAUGGGGAAAUACAAACAUUUCUUUGAGGCCUGCCGCCUCCUCCAGCAGAUGAUUGACAUCUCUAUCGCUGGCUUUUUGCUCACACCUGUCCAGAAGAUCUGUAAAUACCCUCUUCAGCUGGGAGAGCUGCUUAAAUACACACCUAAAGACCACAGGGACCACACUGGUGUCAGUGAAGCAUACGAGGCUAUGAAGAAGGUGGCCAGUUUAAUUAAUGAGAGGAAGAGGCGGCUGGAGAGCAUCGACACCAUCGCUCACUGGCAGGUUGCCAUUUUGCACUGGGAGGGGCCCGACGUGCUGGAGCGCAGUUCGGAGCUGAUCCAUUCUGGCGAGCUGACCCGAGCCGUUCGGCAGGGCAAGCUGCAGCAGCGAAGCUUCUUCCUUUUCGACCACCAGCUUGUCUACUGCAAAAAAGACGUCCUGCGAAGAGACCUACUCCACUAUCGAGGGCGUCUAGAUAUGGAUGAGAUCGAAGUGUUGGACAUUGCUGACGGGCGGGACUCGGACCUGGGCCUCACUCUGAAAAAUGCUCUGCGGCUGCGGAACGCCUCCACCCUGGAGUUUGUGUGCGCACUUUGCUGCAGGAAGGUGGAGGACAAGCAGAGGUGGUUACAGGCCUUUGCCAAGGAGAGGCAGAGGGUGAAGGAGGACCAGGAGAUGGGAAUAGACAUCAGCGAUGAACAAAGAAAACAGGCCAUUAUUAAUGCAAGAAGACCAAAACAUGGAAAGAUCAAAACCGUUGGUUAUGCCGACUCUGUCCCGCCACACCAGAACCUGCCUCCCCUUCAGCAGCGCCACAUCACCAUUCCCACCAGGGUGCCUCAGCAGCAGGUGUUUUCCCUUGCUGAGCCCCCCAGGAGAAAGCCUUACCACCUGCUGUACAGCAUCACCCGGAACACCUUCUUCAAGAAAUGAGCCUCUUGGACCUUUUUUCUUGUUUUCUACGCUGAACCAUCCCAAAAACUCACUGAACAUGUUUUGUUUUUUUCCUGUUUGUGUCGAGUCUUGUUUUUGCGCCUCUGUGUGUUUUUUAAUAUAUUUGUUUUUGUUGUGAAGCUCCUGAAAUUCAAAGAGGCGUCAAAAAAGUGUUAAAAUUCAGACCGUCGUUUUAUUCUUGUUUUUGUUAAAAAAUGCUGCUUCCUCAGAAAAACCCUGUUCCCUUUAAUCCAUUCCAACUCACAGGUUUAUUUCUGAUUAUGACAACGAUGUUUUGUCUGCCUUUAUGUUCAAUAAUAUGGUUUUAGUGUUUUUGUCGAGUUUGUCAACUCUGAGCACAGCAGGAUAAAUUAACUGCUCACAUUCAUACAAACUGUGUAAUAAUGUAAAUAAAACUGAUGUACAAACACAA
Molecule: messenger RNA, 4659 nt
Organism: Cyprinodon tularosa
Lineage: Eukaryota; Metazoa; Chordata; Actinopteri; Cyprinodontiformes; Cyprinodontidae
Gene: spata13
Product: spermatogenesis associated 13
Exons: 13
Coding region: 471-4226 (1251 amino acids)
Molecular function (GO): guanyl-nucleotide exchange factor activity; protein binding
Source: RefSeq, a predicted model, not a curated record